Messenger RNA from Gastrolobium bilobum, 1260 nucleotides. RefSeq lists its product as uncharacterized. The coding region runs from base 1 to 1260 and encodes 419 amino acids. NCBI's taxonomy places the organism in Eukaryota, Viridiplantae, Streptophyta, Magnoliopsida, Fabales, Fabaceae. The transcript has 2 exons. The record is from RefSeq and is a predicted model, not a curated record.
AUGAAUGAUGAGACUGUUACUAUCAAAGUCUUUGAUUCUAUAAAACAAUCUUCUUAUAAAGACGAUUGUUUUAGUCUUGAAGCACUGAAGGAACAGGAGACUGGUUUGGAAGAUAAAGAUCAUUCUUCCCGUACCCACAAAAUUCUCAAUGAAGAUGAUGACAAACCUGGGAGGAAACCCCAAGGGAGGCGUCAUCCUAUACUGAAGAAGAUUGAUGCCAACCUUCAAACUAGAACACAAGGAUCACUAGCAGGGAAUACUGACAUUCCUUCAACAACCUCGCCAAAAGUAGCACAUAUCUCCCCUUCAGAGCAAAUCAAAGUUGUCACCUUAAGAAGUGGGAAAGCCACAGCACAGCCCACAGUUCAACCAAAGGAAAAUGAACAGACUAAAGAAUCUGAAGCAGCCCCAAAAGCACAGCAACAAUCACCAGUCACAGAUGAACAGAACCCAGAACCUGAAAAGGAAGCCAACAGCCAACCAAUCAGUCCAACUCAAAGCAGGCAAAUAUCAACAAAAAUUUCGUUCCCUCAAAGAACAAAAAAGCAACAGGAGGAUAAGCACUUUGGAAAGUUCCUGGACAUUUUAAAACAACUUCACAUCGACAUUCCUCUGGUGGACGCACUAGAACAGAUGCCCAGGUACGCAAAAUUCAUGAAAGAUGUCCUCUCAAAAAAAAGAAGAAUAACAGAAUAUGAGACUGUAAAAAUGACACAAGAGAGUUGCCAGUACUUAGGCAGACUCCCACCUAAGCUUCAAGACCCAGGAAGCUUAACCAUUCCUUGCAUUAUAGGAGACACGUACCAAGGGAAAACCUUGUGUGAUUUAGGGGCCAGCAUCAAUCUCAUGCCCCUAUCUGUCUUCAAACAAUUAUCCACUGGACCAGCUAAACCCACCACAGUGACUUUGCAAAUGGCAGACAGAUCCAUCGUCAAGCCAAAAGGGAAGAUUGAAAAUCUGCUAGUCAAAGUAGACAAAUUUAUCUUACCCACCGACUUCAUCAUUCUGGAUUAUGAAGCUGACGUUGACGUUCCCAUCAUUAUGGGUAGACCAUUCCUAGAAACUGGAGGAGCAGUUAUCAAUGUACAAAAAAGGGAACUAACCAUGAGAGUUCAUGACGAUGAGAUCAAGUUCAAUAUUGUCAAAGCAAUAAAGUUCCAGGAUGAAGGAGAAGACUUGGAAGAAGGUUCUGCUCUCACUUUGUUAGACAAUCAGCCUAGCAGAAAAACAGAGGAAGAAGAAGAAGAAGAUCCACAAUAG